ACACCUGCCUAAAAGUUAAAACCUAGAUUAACUGGAUCAGAUGUGUUUGAUUGGGGUUGGAGCAAAACUCGGCAGAGACACCGGCCCUCCAGGAGCAGGAUUGGACAUUCAUGCUUUAAGGCAAUACUAUCUCAGUAAGUAAAAAGAUGAACAUCUCCAGUGAAAACUCCUCCAUUCAUGAAUCGAAUUCCUCUUAUGUCUUUCCCAAUGGCACCGCAAAGGAAACUUCUUUUGACAUGUUCAAGGUGGUAGAUAUCAUCAGUGUGGUGUUUGGUUUUCCUGCCAACUUCUAUGUGAUCUGGCUCAUCGUAAAAGGAACAGCAAACGGUCUCGUGUCAGAAUUCUUCAGUCUCAACGUCACUGUCUGCGAGAUACUCUUGUGUAUGAAAUCGCUCUUGAAUCUCUUAAAUGAUUCAUCUUUCAUUCUCUUGUCUGUUAUUAUUUUUGUACAAGGUAUACCCAUCACCGGUCGUCCACUGUUUCAAUGUCUGAUUUGUUUCGAGCGUUACCUGGCUGUGGUUUAUCCCGUGACCUUUCUGAAGUACAAGCCAUUCAGAAAUCGAGUGAUGUGUGCUGUGGUUGUCUGGGUGGCAACUUUUUGCUCCAGCGGCGUUAUGAUAUCAAUGUUCCUGUUGUCAAUCUCCAUCAAUGUGUACUUUUGUUUCAUAUUGGUGCAGAUCUUCCUCUUCCUCUCUUUUCAGUUGUUUUGUGGUUUGACUGUUCUCAGAGCUCUGAAGCAGUCAGGACCAGGAGAGAGAGGGAGAGAGAAAGAGGAGGAAAAUCACAUGAAGAGAAAAGCGUUUCAUCUCAUUCUUUUAACUACUGUGGCCAUGCUUGUUGUAUACGUUCCCUUUAUUAUUUUAGCACUGAUUUUUGUGAGUCCAGCUGUAAAUAAUCUAAUAUUUGCUCUUACUUUAGCUUGUUUUACAUUGGGUGGUUUGUGUCAGCCAAUUCUCUUUCUCUACCGAGUGGGAAAACUGAACUUCACCAAAAGUCCAUGAAUCUCAUCCAGCUUCAGUAAUGAUUAAUGAACAAUAAAAGUUUUAGGAAUAGUCGCUUAACUAUUGAAUACUGAAUCCUUCCUUAUAUAUAUGAUUAAAUAAUCUUUAGUUCAUUUGGUACACUGUAAAAAAUACUUUGCUGCCUUAACAUUUUUUGUUGAAUCAACUUGGAUUUACAAGUCAUUUCAACUUACUAGUAUUUAUCUUGACUGGAGAUGAGUUG
Molecule: messenger RNA, 1224 nt
Organism: Misgurnus anguillicaudatus (oriental weatherfish)
Lineage: Eukaryota; Metazoa; Chordata; Actinopteri; Cypriniformes; Cobitidae
Source: RefSeq, a predicted model, not a curated record